AUGGCGCACAUAAAUACCAACAUCCGUAUCAAAGAAAAAGAUUUAUCAUCAAAAUUUAUUCUAUACUUGACCACAAUAUCUUUUGUUGUAACUUAUAUUCGCACGUAUCCCGAGUUGAUUAUACAAAGAAAUUGUAAAAAUACGCAUCAAUUAAAGGAUCAUAAUGCAGAAUUGUUGGAAAGAAUUUUGAGCAAUCGUCGUGAAGAUGAGAAAAUGUUUACGUUUUUACGCCCGUUAAGUAAAGGAGGAAGUAAAGCUACUAAAUUAUUGAUAGCAUCAAAUAAUGCUAAAUUUAGUACAUUCGGUGCAUUGCAAAAAGGUUAUGCGAAUAGCGAUCCACAUUAUAAUAAUAUUAUAACGGAAUCCCAUGGGAAAGUUGGUUUAAUUACGUUAAAUCGCCCAAAAGCGUUAAACGCUUUAUCGAACGAUUUAUUCCAUGAAGUUAAUGAUGCUUUAGUAAAGUAUGACGAUGAUUCCAACAUUGGUGCUAUUGUUAUUACCGGCAAUGAACGUGCUUUUGCAGCGGGAGCUGAUAUUAAAGAAAUGUCGGAUCAGACAUUCGCUCAGGUGUAUAAAUAUAAUUUUCUUGGACAUUGGGGAAAAAUUAAUGAUAUCAAAAAACCAACUAUUGCUGCUGUUAAUGGUUUUGCCUUGGGCGGUGGAUGCGAAUUGGCCAUGUGUUGUGAUAUAAUUUAUGCUGGUGAAAAAGCAUUAUUCGGACAACCAGAAAUCAAGUUGGGUAUUAUUCCAGGCGCUGGAGGAACCCAACGAUUAGUUAGAGCAAUAGGAAAAUCUAAAGCGAUGGAAAUUGUAUUGUCGGGUCGUAAUUUUAGUGCUCAAGAAGCUGAAAGGUGGGGUUUGGUUAGUAAAAUAUUGCCUUCCGAUAAAGUACUUGAUGAAGCCAUAAAAUUGGGUCAAGACAUUGCAAAUCUUUCCCAACCGGCUAUUCAGGCUGCUAAAGAAUCAAUUAAUGCAGCAUUUGAAUUAUCCUUGAAGGAAGGAUGUCACUUUGAAAGAAGAUUAUUCCAUAGUCUUUUUUCAUUGAAUGAUCAGAAGGAAGGAAUGAGCGCUUUUGUUCAAAAGCGAGAGCCCAAAUGGACAAAUGACUAG
Messenger RNA from Funneliformis mosseae, 1110 nucleotides. The record is from the annotation of a GenBank genome assembly. NCBI's taxonomy places the organism in Eukaryota, Fungi, Glomeromycota, Glomeromycetes, Glomerales, Glomeraceae.